AUGACCAGCAAAGUCGAGCGCAGGCGCAAGCAGGCGGACAAGGCCAAGGCGCGCGGUGGCAAGGACCCGUGGUGGUACGCGAUGAUGGUCAAGCUCGGGGUCGCCCUGCCGUACUGUUCGCACCCCGAGUGUCGCCAGCUCAAGCUGGACGGCCUCACGGGCCCACGGGGCGCCCAGAAGGUGCACACGUGGACAACGUCCAAGACGAGGACCACCCAGCCGGUCCGCGAUGUCAAGCUGAACAGGGGAAUGGCCGCAGAGCUGCGCGGGCCCGUCACGUAUGUCGACAAAGCUCCCACGACGCAAACGACGGUCAAGAAGCACAAGUGCACGUACUGCGCGAAACACUGCACCAUGAGGCACUCGUGA
Pedinophyceae sp. YPF-701 is the source of this 369-nucleotide messenger RNA. NCBI's taxonomy places the organism in Eukaryota, Viridiplantae, Chlorophyta, Pedinophyceae. The record is from the annotation of a GenBank genome assembly.